AUGAAGCUCUCUGGGCUCAUUGCGCUCGUACAGCUGUGUGCCGCAGCCCUGGCUGCGGAUACCGCCGCUUGGAAGGCGCGCAACAUCUACUUCGCGCUUACCGAUCGUAUCGCUCGAAGCAGCAGCGAUGGCGGAGGUGGCUCGUGCGGCGACCUGGGCAACUACUGUGGCGGCACAUUUCAAGGUCUGCAGUCCAAGCUCGACUACAUCAAGGGUCUCGGCUUCGACGCCAUCUGGAUCACACCGAUUGUUGCAAAUAGCGAUGGAGGCUACCAUGGAUACUGGGCCCAGGACUUGUACACGGUCAACUCCAAGUACGGGUCCGCAGAUGACCUGAAGAGCCUUGUAAAUGCGGCUCACGACAAGGGCAUUUACAUCAUGGUCGACGUCGUCGCCAACCACAUGGGCAAUGCCAACCUUGCCGACAACAAGCCCACUCCGCUAGAUCAGGCAUCGUCCUACCAUCCAGCCUGCGACAUCGACUACUCUAAUCAGAGCAGCAUUGAGAACUGCCGCAUUGGGGGCCUCCCAGAUGUCGAUACGCAGGACCCUACCAUCAGGAAGCUCUACCAGUCCUGGGUCAGUUGGCUCAUCUCCGAGUUUGGCUUCGACGGAGUGCGCAUAGACACUGUCAAGCACGUUGAGAAGGACUUUUGGCCCGACUUUGCCUCGGCAGCUGGCGUCUACACAAUUGGCGAGGUCUUUGACGGGAACCCUGACUACCUUGCCGGCUACGCGGGCCUCAUGUCGGGUCUGCUCAAUUACGCCAUCUAUUAUCCGCUCAAUAACUUUUACCAGCAAAAGGGCUCAUCGCAGGCCCUCGUCGAUAUGCACGACACCGUGAGCCAAAAGUUCCCGGACCCUGCUGCGCUGGGCACGUUCCUGGACAACCACGACAACCCACGGUGGCUGAACCAGAAGAAUGACCAGGUCCUGCUACGCAACGCGCUGACAUACGUCCUCCUCGCUCGCGGAGUACCGAUUCUCUACUACGGUACUGAGCAAGGCUACGCCGGCGGCGCGGAUCCGGCAAACCGAGAGGACCUCUGGCGCAGCGGAUUCGCUACCGAUGGAGCCAUGUACAAAUUUAUAGCCGCGGUAGCGGGAGUGCGCAAGAGCGCCGGCGGACUACCUGACAACGAUCACGUCCACCUCUACGUCGCAGACACCGCGUAUGCGUGGAGUCGCGCCGGCGGCAAGGUCAUUGCGCUGACGAGCAACGGCGGGAAGUCGCAGCAGUACUGCUUCAAUUCUCAGAAACAGAACGGGUCGUGGAAGGGAGCGCUGGAUGGCAAGACGUAUACGUCGGACGGAAGCGGACAGCUGUGCGCCGAUGUGGUCAAUGGAGAACCAAUUGUUCUGGUUUCUCAAUGA
Messenger RNA from Purpureocillium lilacinum, 1374 nucleotides. RefSeq lists its product as uncharacterized. The record is from RefSeq and is a predicted model, not a curated record. Gene Ontology annotation, molecular function: calcium ion binding; alpha-amylase activity. Lineage: Eukaryota; Fungi; Ascomycota; Sordariomycetes; Hypocreales; Ophiocordycipitaceae. Gene Ontology annotation, biological process: carbohydrate metabolic process.